Messenger RNA from Cheilinus undulatus (humphead wrasse), 2685 nucleotides. Its product is annotated as RAC-beta serine/threonine-protein kinase-like. Gene Ontology annotation, biological process: protein phosphorylation. Gene Ontology annotation, molecular function: ATP binding; protein serine/threonine kinase activity. Bases 358 to 1800 code for a protein of 480 amino acids. The transcript has 14 exons. Lineage: Eukaryota; Metazoa; Chordata; Actinopteri; Labriformes; Labridae. The record is from RefSeq and is a predicted model, not a curated record.
CUGGUUGAGUGGCCUUCACUGGAUUUAGCCUGUCAGAACGGUAUUCAUACCAGAGCAACGUGGGAAAAAGUAGUUGAAAUGUGCGUGAAUUCCUUGUUUUAUACGACGAAAUGUAAAGUAAGCCUAUUAGAUAUCAAUUGAUAAGCUUAUGGCUCGUGAGUAAAGUCUUCGAUGAACUUACUUCGACACAAGUUCUACAUCUCAGUACUACAUCUGUAACUUGGGCGAAGGCAAAAUGAUCGCUACUCAGGUACUGUCUGAAUUUGUUAACUGAGAGUUGAUUGGGUCAAAAGCAAAACAGACUGCUCCCCUCCCAAACCUCCAGUUCCUGGGCCUCACUGAAACACAUCUCCUAUCAUGAAUGAAGUUAAUAUUGUCAAAGAGGGUUGGCUUCACAAAAGAGGUGAAUAUAUCAAAACAUGGAGACCGAGGUAUUUCAUCCUAAAGAGUGACGGUUCCUUCAUCGGUUACAAGGAGAAGCCUGAUUUCAGUGAUCAGACCUCCCCACCACUCAACAACUUUUCAGUGGCAGAAUGCCAGUUAAUGAAGACUGAAAGACCCCGCCAAAACACAUUUGUCAUCCGUUGCCUUCAAUGGACCACUGUGAUUGAGCGCACCUUCCAUGUGGACAGCAACGAGGAAAGAGAGGAGUGGAUGCGGGCCAUUCAGUCUGUUGCAAAUAGUCUGAAGAUGAGGGAACAGGAGGAGGACGAACCCAUGGAUGUGCUGGGCUUACCAAGUGAAAGCAGUCUGGAGGAGAUGGAAGUGGCUAUGUCUAGAGGCUGUUCCAAAGUGACAAUGAGUGACUUUGAGUACCUAAAGCUGCUUGGCAAGGGUACAUUUGGAAAGGUGAUUCUGGUCAAAGAGAAGUCUACUGGAGUGCAUUAUGCCAUGAAAAUACUGCGAAAGGAAGUAAUCAUUGCAAAGGAUGAAGUGGCCCACACAGUAACAGAGAGCAGAGUCUUACAGAACACACGACAUCCCUUCCUGACGACUUUGAAGUAUGCCUUUCAAACUCACGAUCGUCUCUGUUUUGUAAUGGAGUAUGCGAACGGUGGUGAGCUCUUCUUCCACUUGUCACGUGAACGAGUGUUCACAGAAGACCGGGCACGCUUCUAUGGUGCUGAGAUUGUGUCAGCACUGGAGUAUCUCCAUUCACGUGACGUAGUUUACCGGGAUUUGAAGCUUGAGAAUUUGAUGCUGGACAAGGAUGGCCACAUCAAAAUCACAGAUUUUGGUCUUUGUAAAGAGGGGAUUACCCCUGAUGCUACCAUGAAAACUUUCUGUGGAACUCCUGAGUAUCUGGCACCAGAGGUCCUAGAAGAUAAUGACUACGGCCGGUCUGUGGACUGGUGGGGUCUUGGUGUGGUCAUGUAUGAGAUGAUGUGUGGUCGUCUACCUUUCUACAACCAGGACCAUGAACGCCUGUUUGAGCUCAUCCUCAUGGAGGAGAUUCGCUUCCCCAGGAACUUAUCACCUGAGGCCAAGUCCCUGCUUGCAGGCCUGCUCAAGAAAGACCCUAAGCAGAGGUUAGGUGGAGGUCCCAAUGAUGCCAAAGAAGUAAUGAAUCACAAGUUUUUCAUCACCAUCAACUGGCAGGAUGUGGUGCUAAAGAAGCUCACACCACUCUUCAGACCACAAGUGACAUCAGAAACAGACACGCGCUACUUUGAUGAGGAGUUCACUGCCCAGACUAUCACUCUCACUCCUCCAGACAAGUAUCACAGUGUGGACUGUGAGGACCCAGGCCAGCAAGCACAUUUCCCACAGUUCUCCUAUUCUGCUAGCAUAAGAGAGUAAAAGUAUCUCUCUCCCAUAGACAACCAUCAUCACAAGUAAAUGACAUAAGGGCUACCGUUUCAUCUGUAGCAUGCCCUUUACCUCUAUCUUGAUAAGGUUUUAGUCCCAUCGGGAUCUCUAAGUGCCUCAACGUGGGGCUGUAUUGUUCUGGAGAAGCCCCGUUUCAUCUACACUACAGACAAAGCUUGGCUUUACUGACUCUACCGUAUCAAACUGAAGUACCUCCAAUGGUCACAGGUCAGCCAAACUUUAGAAUAUCCAAGAUCCAUCAUGUAUCAGGAAUUUGUAGCACAUUUAAUGGCCUUAAAUACUACCGCUGCUCUUUCAGGCUGCAAACCUCAGCAAUUCUUAAAACACUAUCCUUUUAUGUCUUACUAAAACCCUUGUGGUUCCCUAAAGAUUUUCCAGAUGCUUUCCAUUAUAUUUAUAAAUUAGCUGUUAUCAAUUGUAACAGGUCUACACAUGAGGGAGAGAGUAUUUUUUUUUUGUUAGGUGUGUAUGUAGAUGUCCUUUGUUUAGAACAUGGUAGCUAAUUGUAUGUCUGUAGUUAGUUCAGUGUGCCAUUGACAGCAUGAGCUUUUUUUGUGUGUCUGACAAAACACUUUCUCAACCCCAAGUUGAACACAUUUGGAGAUAUCUGCUAAACAUGAGUCUGGUUCUGCUGGAGGUUUCUGCCUGCCAAGGGCAGUUUUUCCUUGCCAAUGUAAUUAUGCUAAAUGCUGCCAAGAUAAAUGCUCAUGGUGGAUAAAUGUUGGGUCUUUGUAAAUAAUGGUCUAGACCUGGUCUUUGUUAAAUGUCUUGAGAUGAUGUUUGUUAUGAAUUGGCGCUAUACAAAUAAAGAUCGAUUGAUUGACUGAUUGAAAUAUACUUCUACUAUACUACUAU